Habropoda laboriosa is the source of this 1017-nucleotide messenger RNA. RefSeq lists its product as uncharacterized. The transcript has 3 exons. The record is from RefSeq and is a predicted model, not a curated record. The coding region runs from base 1 to 1017 and encodes 338 amino acids. Gene Ontology annotation, cellular component: sarcolemma; sarcoglycan complex. Gene Ontology annotation, biological process: muscle organ development. NCBI's taxonomy places the organism in Eukaryota, Metazoa, Arthropoda, Insecta, Hymenoptera, Apidae.
AUGUCGGCUAUCCUCGAUGCAUGUGGAAAUGAUACCGGUUCUCCCUCAAUAUCGAAGGCCGAGGAUAAUCUAUCCAACAGCGACGGACCGUUGAUUAAGAGCUGUGUUCGUCGAAAUAGUUGCAGUAGCGUUCGUACAAGAACAACAAUCGUGUCAUCCCACACAAUGUCGGCAUUUAACGAGAAGUCAACAAAACGACGCUACUGUCUCUGGACGUUAACCUUCAUUCUGGCGAUAAUAGGUCUCUGUAAUUUGCUGCUCAACAUCACCGUGAUCGCCGUGUUACGCAUCAGUCAAGGAAUGGAGGCAAUGGAAGUGAUACCAGACGAGAAUCUUGUGAAAUUUUAUGGGAAAACUGACUUGGACAGGGUGUGUUUACAGUCUGGAGUUUGUCAGAGUUACGGUGACGAAUCAAUGGAAAUCGCUGGCGACGAAGCUGGUGUGCAGAUAGACGUGAACAGUCAUCGAUUACAUGAUGAGACACGCGCGAAAGUGAUGAUUUUACCAAACGGUACUACAAUGUCGAAAAUAGAGUCUUUCGAGAUAAAAGAUCCCAAAACUGGGACUAUUUAUUUUACAACCGAUUUUCCGAAUUUCGGUUUACCUGCAGGCGUGAAGAAAAUUGACGUUAAAAUCGCAGAAACGCACAGAAUCACGUCACCGGUUAAUGAAAGUCUCACUGUGAAUUCUGACGAUCAGAUUUCUAUGCAGGGUGCAGAAGGUGCUAGCAUGGAAAGCAAGGAUAUUGUUUGGAGCGCAAAUACUGAUAUUUUCUUGAAAAGCAUAAACGGAAGUAUCGUUCUUGAUGCGGAAGAUGGUGUAUCCAUCAACAUCAAGAAUAUACCAGUUGCACCGAUGUUCCUGCAAAAUCCAACCGGUCACGAACAGUACAAAGUUUGCAUUUGCAUGCCCCAAGGGAAACUCUUCAAAGUGCCAGUUCGUACGGGUGCUAGCAGUCGAUCGGUGAAUUGUGCUCGCAUCAGUCGAACUCCGGAGAAUGAUCCUUGCUUACGAUAG